This is a messenger RNA of Apus apus (common swift), 1008 nucleotides long. RefSeq names its product alpha-2Db adrenergic receptor-like. Gene Ontology annotation, biological process: adenylate cyclase-activating adrenergic receptor signaling pathway. NCBI's taxonomy places the organism in Eukaryota, Metazoa, Chordata, Aves, Apodiformes, Apodidae. Gene Ontology annotation, cellular component: membrane. The transcript has a single exon. The record is from RefSeq and is a predicted model, not a curated record. Bases 1 to 1008 code for a protein of 335 amino acids. Gene Ontology annotation, molecular function: adrenergic receptor activity.
AUGGAGCCAGCUGGCUCCCUCCCCAACACCUCCAGUAACAGCAGCAGCACCAGCAGCACCCCACACUCGCCCCUGGCCACGGGGCUCAUCCUGUUGGCUGCCCUGGCUGUCCUGCUGGCCACACUGGUGGGAAACACGCUGGUGGUGGUGGCCAUCUCCACCAGCCGGGCCCUGCAGGCACCGCAGAACCUCUUCCUGGUGUCCCUGGCCUCGGCGGACAUCCUGGUGGCCGUCCUCGUCCUGCCCUUCUCGCUGGCCAACGAGGUGAUGGGCUACUGGUAUUUCGGCGGCCUGUGGUGCAGCCUGUACCUGGCACUGGAUGUGCUGCUCUGCACGGCUUCCAUCGGGCAUCUCUGCGCCAUCAGCCUCGACCGCUACUGGGCCAUCACCCGGGCAGCCCGACUCAACCUGCGCCGCAGCCCCAGGAGGGUGAAGGGGAUGAUCGGGGUGGUCUGGGCAGCAGCCACCCUGGUGGCACUGCCACCCCUCCUGCAGGCCCGGCCGGGGGGACAGGAGUGCCAGCUGAGCCAGGAGACAUGGUACGUGCUGGCCUCCUGCGCCGCCUCCUUCUUCGCUCCCUGCCUUGUCAUGGUUGCCGUCUACUGCCGCAUCUACCGCCGGACGGCCGCCCUCCUCGCCGCCCGAGCCCCAUGCCCUGAGAAGCAGGGGCCAGGGGUGGGCACACGGGGCUGGCGGCACCAGAGCCAGCACCAGAGUACGUCGCUGUGCCAGCAGCGGCUGGCGCGGGCGCGGGAGCGGCGUUUCACCCUCGUGCUGGCCGUGUUGAUGGGCACCUUUGUGCUGUGCUGGUUCCCCUUCUUCUUCACCUACAGCCUGGGGGCCAUCUGCAGGGAGGGCUGCCACAUCUCCAAGCCCCUCUUCAGCUUCUUCUUCUGGAUUGGCUACUGCAACAGCAGCCUCAACCCUCUCAUCUACACCCUCUUCAACCGGGACUUCCGUGCCGCUUUCCGCCGGCUCCUUGCUGUCCCCCACUGGCACUGCACCUAG